Molecule: messenger RNA, 1685 nt
Organism: Nematolebias whitei (Rio pearlfish)
Lineage: Eukaryota; Metazoa; Chordata; Actinopteri; Cyprinodontiformes; Rivulidae
Gene: adipor2
Product: adiponectin receptor 2
Exons: 9
Coding region: 388-1509 (373 amino acids)
Biological process (GO): adiponectin-activated signaling pathway
Cellular component (GO): plasma membrane
Molecular function (GO): signaling receptor activity
Source: RefSeq, a predicted model, not a curated record
GAGUCAGUCACCGACCGCUCGGACUGCGGAGGAGCUGGGAUCAAACUACAACUGUCUCUGUGAACUGUUUUACAUCACCCAGAGCGCGGUUCCCUCCUCAGACACCCAGAACAGUCCAUCUCCUAAAGUCCUGACUCAAAAUCUCAGUCCAGUCCAAAGAUUUCAGUUGGAAGCCAGUCCUAUCAGGUUUGGACACUGUUGGCGUUUGUCCCACAAGUCUUCUGUCCAGUUCCAGCUGGUUUUUCUGUUUCUUUUUGGUGGAGGACAGCCGAGUUUUUCAAGCUGGAAGAAGGAGAGACGAGCAGGGCCGACGGCCCGACCUUCGUGCUGCGACACCGAACUUCAAAUCUAAUAGAAAAUGCUAAAAAUUCCUCGCCUAUAAGUCCCAUGAGUCCACGGGAGAAAGACUCACCCACCUCAGGCUCUUCAACCAGUCACCUCAGCACCACAGAGUGCCCCUCACACAAUGGGACUGUCCCAGAGUGUGAUGGAGGGAGAAUAAAUGCAGAUGAAGACAGAGGAACAGAAGAACAUAAGGAGCAGCAGGAGGAGAAAAGCAGUGACGAAGGUUUCAUGGGAAUGACCUCACUGCUGCAAGCCCACCACGCCAUGGAAAAGAUGGAGGAGUUCGUACACAAGGUGUGGGAGGGCCGGUGGCGCGUCAUCCCUCACGACGUGCUCCCCGACUGGCUGAAGGACAACGACUUCCUGCUUCACGGUCACAGGCCGCCUAUGCCUUCGUUCCGCGCCUGCUUCAAGAGCAUCUUCAGAAUCCACACGGAGACCGGGAACAUCUGGACACAUCUGCUAGGCUGUUUGUUUUUCCUCUUUCUGGGUCUCAUGUACAUGUUCAGGCCCAACAUGUCUUUUGUGGCGCCGAUCCAGGAGAAGGUAGUAAUCGGGAUGUUCUUCCUCGGAGCCAUCCUCUGCCUCUCGUUCUCCUGGCUCUUCCACACGGUCUACUGUCACUCAGAGGGAGUGUCCAGAGUCUUCUCCAAGUUGGACUACAGUGGGAUAGCCUUCCUGAUCAUGGGCUCCUUCGUCCCCUGGUUGUACUACUCCUUCUACUGCUCCCCUCAGCCCUGCUUCAUCUACCUGAUAGUUGUGUGCAUACUGGGACUGGCGGCCAUCUUUGUCUCUCAGUGCGACUUCUUCGCUACCCCGCAGUACAGAGGAGUCAGAGCAGGCGUGUUUGUGGGUCUGGGUCUGAGCGGCGUGGUUCCGACCCUGCACUUCGUCAUCAGCGAGGGUCUGAUCAAAGCCACCACCAUCGGUCAGAUAGGCUGGCUGCUGCUCAUGGCGACGCUCUACAUCACCGGCGCCUGUUUGUACGCCGCUCGCAUCCCCGAGAGGUUCUUCCCCGGCAAGUGCGACAUCUGGUUCCACUCCCACCAGCUGUUCCACAUCUUGGUGGUCGCCGGGGCUUUUGUCCAUUUUCACGGUGUGUCCAACUUGCAGGAGUUUCGGUACACAGCAGGAGGGGGUUGCACUGACGGUGGCAAUCUUUAACCCACUUUUACUGAUUUCCCGAGGGAGCUCUGGUUGGAGGAAAGAACGGCUCUCGCGCUGCAGGAGCUGGUCCUGCUGCGAGCGGAGCGACCAACAGGGGGCGCUAUUAAACCUGACAAUGGGUUUGGUCUCAUUCUGUCUCAGUCUGUUCAACUCGACCUCUUUGGGUAAAAAAA